Molecule: messenger RNA, 606 nt
Organism: Gilbertella persicaria
Lineage: Eukaryota; Fungi; Mucoromycota; Mucoromycetes; Mucorales; Choanephoraceae
Exons: 1
Coding region: 64-561 (165 amino acids)
Source: RefSeq, a predicted model, not a curated record
GUAACCUAUAAAGCUAUAAAUUUUAAGCUUUUUUUUUAUUUCUUUUCUUUUCUUUUCUUUAUCAUGAAGACAAUUGCUUUUAUUUUAUCUUUACUGUUUACAGCUCAAGCUAUUUCAUUUAACAUUACAGCUACAGCUUCUCUUUCGCAUCCAACACCUGUUGUUUGUGCCAUGACAGUCUGCCCAUCUGUCACUGCUUUAGUAGCACGUGACCUUGUUUGCCCAGAAAACUGUAAAGAUGAUUGCAAGAUCAUUGAUGAUGUUUGUUGCCCUGGUAACCAAAAGGCUAUUUGUGAUUCCAGUUCCAAUGCUACUAGUACUUCUUGGGUCGUUUCUGCCUUGACAAGCACCGCUCUUCCUACCAGUUCUGUUGCUUCUGUUGUUACCAGUGCUGUUGCCUCUAGUGCUGUUGCCUCUAGUACUGUUGCCUCUAGUACUGUUGCCUCUAGUACUGCUCCUGCUCAACCUACUCAAUCUAAUACUACCAGUGGAGCCGGAAAGACAGCCAUUAUGUGGAGUGGUGUAUGUUUCAUGAUGUUGGUCAUUGUACAAGUUCUGUAAAACAAAUAAAAUAAAAAUCUGAGCAUGAAAAUUGUACAUUAUAAA